Messenger RNA from Psammomys obesus (fat sand rat), 964 nucleotides. RefSeq names its product chromosome unknown C14orf180 homolog (gene CUNH14orf180). Lineage: Eukaryota; Metazoa; Chordata; Mammalia; Rodentia; Muridae. The transcript is spliced from 6 exons. The coding region runs from base 341 to 835 and encodes 164 amino acids. The record is from RefSeq and is a predicted model, not a curated record.
GCGAAAGCAGCCUCUGUCCUGUCCGAGGCCCUCUGUGGGCCUGUGGCCAAGCUGCUGAGGUGCUUGGGAUGAAACUCAACUCUAGGGGGUGCCCUGUGUACCACAGGCCCCCUAUAGAUCCAGCUAACUAGAGGCCGACGAUCUGCCAGCCUUCAAGGCUGCUGAGGCCACUGCCCCCGUGUCCCAGUAAUGGAAACUUCUCAGCUGCCCUGUGAGCUACAGCUCGGGUUCCUGACCCGUGCGCGGCUCUGAUCGGCAGCAGAUCACAGGACAAGGCAGGUGGGCAAGCGCAUGCAGGACAAACACAGUGCCACAGGAGCCCAGGGCCAUGUUCCAGUAAAUGAGGUCUUCAGCUCAAGUCUCUCGCUCUGAUUCCCACCCACGAACACACCAUCCAGCCAAAGAGACUGAGGGGCCCACGUGGGACUCACAGCCUCCCAGAACUGAGAGGGAUGGUGACAGGAAACGCCCCCCCUCCAUCUUGAGACCCAGAAGGCAAGAGUAUGGGUGUCAUGGGGCUGAGCCACAGAGAACUUCAAGGCACGUGCGGUUCCGAGAGCCCCUGGAGGUGGCUGUCCACUACAUUGCCCGCAAGGACUCCACAGCCUCCAUCAAGGAGCCCCGCCGCCGGCCAGCUUUCCCUGGUGGUCAUCUGCUCCGGCCAGCAUCCUGCAGUGGCUCCCUAUUCCUGUGGCUGACUCUGUGUGUUCUGCUGGGAGUGGUACUGGGCCUGUGCUGUGGCCAGGCCACACAUGUCACGGAAGCCCUGGAGGACCUCUGGGCUCGGCUCCUCGUCCUCAUCUCCCGCCUGUGGCGUGUGGUCCGUGCCUGUUAGCACUGCCUCCUGCAGCUCUGACACGUAGCUGAAUGGGCAAACCCAGCACAGCUCGGCAAACGGCGUGCCACUGUGCCACAGCCCCAGGCCUGUUUUGUUUUAUAAUAAAUGCUCAAAGACAUAGACAGA